Messenger RNA from Vitis vinifera (wine grape), 3164 nucleotides. RefSeq names its product pentatricopeptide repeat-containing protein At5g02860. The coding region runs from base 310 to 2745 and encodes 811 amino acids. The transcript has a single exon. The record is from RefSeq and is a predicted model, not a curated record. Gene Ontology annotation, molecular function: protein binding. Lineage: Eukaryota; Viridiplantae; Streptophyta; Magnoliopsida; Vitales; Vitaceae.
CUAACAUUAUAAUAAAAAUCCAUCCUUGUAAAGAGUAUUGUGAAGAACCGUCCCGAGUAGCAGAGGAAUUUAAAUUGAGUUAUUAUUGUUAUUUUCGUAAAAAUUUUCUGUGGGUAAUAUGAAUGGGUGAGGCAUGUGGGUGAAGCCAGCCACAGCGAAGGGAAGAAUCCAAACCCAUCUCCCUCCCGAGUAUAGUCACUUGAGUCUUGGAAGAUUUUUUCCACUUUCUCAUCUUUCAAAAACCACCACAAAACCCACUUACCAAACUCUCUCUCAAUCCCUUCUCUCCCCCGCAUACAAGCUGUUUUGAUGGCAGAGAAGCUGAAGCUCUCUCUCCCGGUUCUCCUACCAGGUCCACCUCCCUCAAAACCACUCUUCUCAGACCACCACUUGUCCACAACCCCCUCUCCGCCACCUCCCAUUACCCCUCUUCUCCAAAACUUCCAACCGCAUACCCAAACCCCAAACCCCCAAUCCCCAAUAAUCCCCAGACGCCGCAGACGUAUCGGGAAGUCUCAAGACGCCAACCGUGGAAAGCCAUGGUCUCACGGCCGUCUCUCGCCGCCAGGUCAGCGAAUUCUGCAAACCCUAAUCGACCCCACAUUUAAUCUUGCUCAAAUUGAUGAGCUCUUACUUGAAUUGUUCGAACAACAGCCGGGAGAAUCGGAUUUUAGUGUGGAGUCGCUGUCUUUGGAUGUUUUGGGUAUUGUCAAGGGUUUAGGGUUUUACAAAAAAUGUGACACUGCUUUGAGGGUAUUCGAGUGGGUUCGGAAUCGGAAAGAAUCUGAAUUAUUGUUGAAUGGUUCGAUUAUUGCUGUCAUUAUAAGUAUUCUUGGGAAAGGGGGUCGGGUUUCGGCUGCGGCUUCUUUGCUUCAUAAUCUUUGUAAAGAUGGGUUUGAUGUUGAUGUUUAUGCGUAUACUUCUAUGAUAACUGCAUUUACCAGCAAUGGGAGGUACAGGGAGGCUGUGAUGGUUUUUAAGAAAAUGGAGGAAGUGGGAUGCAAACCUACUUUGAUAACUUACAAUGUGAUUUUGAAUGUGUAUGGGAAAAUGGGUAUGCCCUGGAAUAAAAUGGUUGGUCUUGUUGAUAGAAUGAAGAGUGCCGGGAUUGCCCCUGAUUCAUAUACUUAUAACACGCUUAUAAGUUGUUGUAGGCGGGGGAAUUUGUAUGAAGAAGCAGCAGGGGUUUUGAAGGAGAUGAAAUUAGCAGGAUUUAGUCCUGAUAAGGUGACUUAUAAUGCUUUAUUGGAUGUUUAUGGGAAGUCUAGGCGAUCCAAGGAGGCCAUGGAGGUCUUGCAGGAGAUGGAGGGUAAUGGGUGUCCCCCUAGUAUCGUGACUUACAAUUCAUUGAUUUCAGCUUAUGCCAGAGAUGGGUUAUUGGAAGACGCCUUGGAGCUCAAAAACCAGAUGGUGGAAAAGGGAAUUAAACCUGAUGUUUUUACUUACACUACUCUUUUGUCAGGAUUUGAGAAGGCUGGGAAGGAUAAGGCUGCGGUUCAGAUUUUUGAGGAGAUGAGAAAUGAAGGUUGCAAACCCAAUAUUUGUACAUUCAAUGCCCUGAUUAAGAUGCAUGGUAACAGGGGAAAGUUUACAGAAAUGAUGAAAGUUUUUGAAGAUAUCAAGACAUUCCAGUGUUCACCUGAUAUUGUUACAUGGAAUACACUUCUUUCUGUGUUUGGGCAGAAUGGGAUGGACUCUGAAGUUUCAGGAGUGUUUAAGGAAAUGAAGAGGGCGGGCUUUGUGCCUGAGAGGGAUACUUUCAACACCCUAAUCAGCUCCUACAGUCGAUGUGGAUCAUUUGACCAAGCCAUGGCUGUUUAUAAGAGGAUGCUGGAGGCUGGGGUCAAUCCUGACCUUUCCAGUUAUAAUGCUGUUUUAGCAGCAUUGGCUCGGGGUGGGCUUUGGAAACAAUCUGAGAAAGUACUUGCAGAAAUGAAGGAUGGUCGAUGCAAACCUAAUGAGCUGACAUAUUGUUCUUUGUUACAUGCUUAUGCCAAUGGGAAGGAGAUUGAACGAAUGUGUGCUCUUGCAGAAGAAAUAUACUCUGGCAUAAUUGAACCUCGUGCAGUGCUCUUGAAGACCCUUGUUCUAGUAAAUAGCAAGUGUGACCUUCUAAUGGAAACAGAACGAGCUUUCUUGGAGUUGAGACAGCGAGGGUUUUCACCUGACAUAACUACUCUUAAUGCCAUGGUUUCCAUCUAUGGCAGGAGGCAGAUGGUUGCAAAAGCAAAUGAAAUUUUGGAUUGCAUGAAAAGGGGUGGGUUCACUCCAAGCUUGACAACUUACAACAGCUUGAUGUACAUGUACAGCCGGUCUGCAAAUUUUGAAAGAUCAGAAGAAAUCCUGAGGGAAAUUCUGGCAAAAGGAAUAAGGCCUGAUAUCAUUUCAUACAAUACUGUUAUUUAUGCCUAUUGUAGAAAUGGUCGGAUGAGAGAUGCUUCACGGGUACUCUCAGAAAUGAGGGAGUCUGGGCCUGCUCCAGAUAUAAUUACUUAUAAUACCUUUAUUGCAAGUUAUGCAGCUGAUUCCAUGUUUGUGGAGGCUAUUGACGUUGUCUGUUACAUGAUCAAGCAUGGCUGUAAACCAAACCAAAGCACAUACAAUUCCAUUGUAGAUUGGUACUGCAAGCUUAAUCGCAGAGAUGAGGCAAGCAUGUUUGUCAACAACCUUCGCAAGCUUGAUCCACAUAUUUCCAUGGAUGAAGAAUGUAGGUUAUCAGAACGAAUGGCAAAGAAAUGGUCAUAGGAACCCUUUUCUACAAAUAAUAUUACAGGUCAGUGAACACUCUUCUUGGCCUAUAAUACUCCUGUGCAUCCAGCCCUGUAUCCUGUCUUCCUGUGCCUGUGUUGUGUAUUAUCCAGGCAUGGAAAUUAGCAGAUAUGAUAUUGUUGUACAUAAAUAUUUUUGUCCCUUUUGGAGGUUUAAGAGCUAUAGAUGAUUCAUCAACAUCCGAGUUUGAACUAUUUUUGCUGGUUUGGCAUAUAUGGCCAUCGGCAAUCUUGUAUGUUUCAGAUGAGAGAUGAUGGAAGAGCUGAAUAACUUCCAGGUAUGUAUAGUAAACCUUUGUAGCACUCAAAUGAGAACCACUGAAUAACUUAAGUGGUUGUUUCUGUUAGUUCUUGCAACAUAUUUUUGACAAUCAAGUUGUAAUUUUGAGCUUUUUU